GUGUGCAUCAGCAGUAUUUUGAUACCGUUGCCCCACAUAUGCCGACAGCAGUGCAGCUACUAUAGAAGCCCGGCCAAAAGGAAAAAAUAUGGACGAGUGGAAAUCGGCCGUAGCGGGCGGCGACGCGGCGAAGCUCUCCGACCUCGUGCUGUUGUCGGCUGGUUCAAGCACCGACGCCGCCCUGUCGAUCCUCAAGAGCUGCGUGACUAUGCUCGAGAAGACGCAAGGGCCAAUCGGUUGGGAUCUCUGCGACAACGAUAGUAGUGAGGGUAAUCUUUUGGAAGUGACGAAGAUGAAGGAAAGGGACAGGGAAGAAAGGAGGACGAAGACGACGAUGGAGCAGGAAGGCAUGGAGGAGUGGAAGAGAGCAAAGGGUUUGAGCCAGAUGACCUUCCCCACAACAAGAAACGUAGGGCUAGGGAAGAACUGCCCAGAGAUUCUUCUUGUCGAAAUGAGGAUCAGAAUGAUGGUAGCGAAAACAAGGAGGACACUGGCCAACGCCCGCAAGAUGAAGGCCGGGACAAUGGGGCUAGCGCAAGGGCACCAACCUCAAGUGCGGGACGCCCCUGAACUUCUCCAGAAAGCAUGGGCCAGCGUCACCGCCCAAGACAUCGCCAGGUGCUUUGUCAAAGCCGAGACGCUCCCGGAGGAGAUGGCGGCUGAGCUCACCAAGCAACACGGAAAGACCCGGUUCAACGUCGCUGAGCCUGACCUGAAGGCUCUCGCAGAGACUGUCAGCACGUUGAGCACGAGCGUGCAGGACGCGCAGAAGCAGGGGUCCUGCGUCGUGGACGAGGAGAUCAGCGAACUGUUGGCAGAACUCAACAUCGAACCCGGAAAGCCGGUCGCGGGGGAAGCGGUGGCCGCGAUUCAGGGGUGGGCUACCAUCGAGGACGACGAGGAGGUCGUAGAGGCUCUACGAUUGGACGCGGUGGAAGACAUGACAGCACUGCUGGCUGGAACGAACUUGUCUACCGGCGGCGACGACGAGGAGGACGAACAGGACCAGGGCGGCGGCGGUGAGAACACGGGGCGCGAGCGCCGUGCCCCACGUGCGCCACCGGGUUAUGAAGAACUGUCGUCUCACUUCGGCGCCCUGGAAGUGGCAGCAGAGGACAGUGGCAACGGAGACGCGGCGUUCUACCUAACGAAAGCGAAGUUGUCGAUGAUCGCAGCGCAUUCCGCUAGGCGGGUGCGCCAGACAGACAUUAGAGGAUUUGUCGCGACGUAGAGUUCAUGGUUGUUUCUUUUUCUUGCGGUUCGCUUCCUGUCAUGUACUUGUAGUUUUCAUUUUUUUUUUCUUGCAACGUCGAAGCGGGUACGCCAGGCAGACACUCCAGUGUCGCGACGUAGUUUGGGGGGGAGAUACAACUGUAGUGCAGUAGUAUUGAUUUUUGUUUUCUUGCAGUGCGCUUCCUGUCGUGUUUCUUUUUCUGUUUUGUCUUUUGUAUCUUGCAACAUCGAAGGAGGGGCUCUAGGGCUGAGAUAUAGCUACGUCCACUCUGUACGAACGGGAGAUUCAC
This is a messenger RNA of Ectocarpus sp. CCAP 1310/34, 1523 nucleotides long. NCBI's taxonomy places the organism in Eukaryota, Phaeophyceae, Ectocarpales, Ectocarpaceae. The record is from the annotation of a GenBank genome assembly.